CAAGGUUCGUCAAGGGAGAUACUGAAAAAAAUCUAUUGUGUUCGUUUCUCGGAAGGGAUUGAGUUUCCCUAGAUCCCUAACACUCCACCAAUCACAGUCGAGAUUGGGCGUGGCCUGACGCCGAACUAGUUCCGUGUGGAAACUUCGCCGGUCCGGGUGCAAAGUUUCAGCCGUCUGCAAACGCGCAUCACAGAGGGUCAGUAUAACCGGGCAGAUCUCCGGUCCCCAGCGCUCAUUAAACUCGGAUUCCCGCAUCGUUUACAUUCUGUCGGUCGGAACGAGUUCAGAUCAAGCUUAAUUGUUACGUGCUCUGGAAUCAUGGCCUACGCGCAGAACCGGGUCCGCCUGCUGUGCAUGCUGUCGCUCACCUUCGGGUUCUUCAUCGUGGAGGUUGUAGUAAGCCGGAUUACGUCGUCUCUAGCAAUGCUGUCGGACUCUUUUCAUAUGUUAUCGGACGUGAUCGCGCUGGUCGUGGCUCUGGUGGCGGUACGCUUCGCGGAGCAGACACAAUCCACCAACAAGAACACGUUCGGCUGGAUCCGGGCCGAGGUGAUGGGCGCACUGGUCAACGCCGUGUUCCUCACCGCGCUGUGUUUCACCAUCAUCCUGGAGGCCACCGAGCGCUUCACAGAGCCGCAUGAGAUCGAGAAGCCCUGGGUGGUGAUCGGAGUGGGCGCCGCGGGGCUGGUGGUCAACCUGCUCGGGCUCUGUCUCUUCCACGGGCACGCUGGAGGAGGUGGACACGGCCAUUCCCACGGAGGAAAUAAAAAACACAAGAACGGGAAAGCUCGCAGGUCCGAGAUGCAGGAGGAUUGCCGGUCUGCUGGAGAAGAGACCAAUAACCUGGUCGGGAAUCACAAUAGCAGCCCGAACGGCGUUAAUACGGACCGAAGGAGAGCUGAUGUGUGUCAUAGCAACAGCCUGGAUUUGCAGAUUAACGGCAACGCUCCAUAUGAAGAAUUUGAAAACGGACAUGACUCUGCAUCCCAGCUCAACAUGCGGGGUGUUUUCCUUCACGUCCUGGGUGAUGCUCUCGGCUCUGUGAUCGUGGUGGUCAACGCCCUCAUUUUCACCUUUGUAUGGAAGCCGUGCUUGCCCGGUACGCCCUGCGAGAACCCUUGUGUUGGUCACCAAUGUGCAAACCAUGUUGAGAAUAUCAGCAGUGCAGGAACCAACUAUACUAUGUUCAAAGCAGGGCCUUGCUGGGUGCUUUAUCUCGACCCAACACUUUGUGUUAUCAUGGUCUGUAUCCUUCUGUACACCACGUAUCCACUUCUGAAAGAGUCUGCACUUAUCCUGCUGCAAACUGUGCCCAAGCAGAUCGACAUGCAUCAGCUCAAUGCCCGGCUGCAGGAACUGGAGGGAGUGCUGGCGGUGCAUGAACUGCACAUCUGGCAGCUGGCGGGGAGUCGCAUUAUUGCCACAGCGCAUAUCAAAUGCCACGACCCUACCUCCUAUAUGGACGUUGCCAAGCGUAUCAAGGACUUUUUCCAUGAUGAGGGCAUUCAUGCAACGACCAUUCAACCGGAAUUUGUCACAAUGAUCUCGGAGUCUCGCGCGUCGCUUUGCGAGUUGUCCUGCAGAACACAGUGUGCACCAAAACUCUGCUGCGGUGCCACUGAUACUGUAAAACAACCGGAUGGUACUCUUGACCAAAAGAAACCAAGUGAGUCCAAAACCCCAAUGGUCCCAGGAGAAGGUUCUGCUCUGGAGAUCAUCAUUGAGUCUGUGGAGACUUCAAGCAGGCCUGAAGCCCCUGCAAUCAUCACAAGGGAAGUGGAGUCAUCGCUGUGAAAUAAGAGCAGUUUAGAUGGAGAAUUAAGGUUACCGGCGUGUUUUGGAUCAACUGACUGAUUUCUACUUUGCUGUGAGAAGAGUCCAAACACACAUUCAUCAUAACACACACACGCACACACUGCCCUGUCUCCAUGACACCAUAUCAACAUAAAGGCAAUAUGAAAAGACUGGAGAGUAAGGCCUUCUGCAUGUGUUUACUGCAUUGUCGGAUUGGUGUUUGUGCCAAAGCUUCUCUUUAUGCUGGAUGUCAGACACUCACAUCCUUCCUGUGGAUGUAAUGCAAUGACAUGUCAUUUUAAAGUUUGGCUGCUGAAUCAUUAGAGGAAUGUCUUGACCAAUUUUGUUUACCCAUUUGUUCUGUUUUAUCUUUCAUACUUUAUAUUGUUUGUUUUCUCAGUCAUAUUCAACUUUUACAUUUUGUGAGAGAUUUAAUAAUGUAUGUAUUUAAGUUAUUGGUAAUUACAUCUAGUUUUUUGUUUAUCAAAAAGUUGUUUGUAAGAUUUAGAGGUAUGAUAUUAAAGGUAAAACAAAAAAAGUAUUUUCUUUUUUUUUGCCUUGACAGUAUUUUCUUUUUAGAUAUGAUGUUUUUAAAGAUUGCUGUUAAAUCUUUCACUCUUUUUAAAUGAUCUGUUUUAUUUGAUCUCAUAAGAUGUUUCAGCAGUUCUUCACCAAGCCUAUAAUUGAAAUUGCUGUUAUAGCACUGAAUCUAGUCAGUGUAGGAACUAGACAACCCUCUCGUUGAUUUUUAUACAAACUGAUCCCUCCUUCAUUCUGUGGUUCUGUCAAUCAAACCACAGGUGAAAAUGCUGUCAAAAUGUAAAAUAUGUUGUCAAACUGCAGGAGGGUGUCAGGAGAUUUGUCCAUGCUGUUGUUUAAAGUGAAGGGACCUCUUCAGAUUUGUAGCAAACAUUAAUAUGGCACCUGUGACAUGACCAAAUAUAAUUGUUCAUAAUAAACGCUUUGAGGGAGGAACGAAGCGAAUUUGUAAGACCAUAACCUUGUCUUAUGGUCUUACAAAUUCAAGUUUUUUUUCUUCUGAAAAACACAGGGAAUGGGCACACAGGUUUGGGUUGAUCAUAUUAUUCUUAGUGUCGCACAGUCUUUUCCGUGGCCUUCAUUGUAGAAAAAAACAGGCAGAAUAUCAGCCCUUCACAAAACUAUUUAUAUCUGCAAACUUUGGUAAUAUUUUAUGUGGGUAGAAAUAUGCAAUUUAUGAAAAACAGGAAAACUUGUCUUUAUUAUUAGUUGUUUAGUGACUUUCUUUGAAAUCUGUAAACAUGAGCUCAGCAUAUACUAUAUGCACAGACAAGAGUAUUUGUAUCACUGAGGAUUUUAAGCAUACCGUGCUUAAAUGUUUUUGAUAUGUUCCUGUCAACUGUGUUGUUGUGAAUUAAAAAUGCUUGUUUGGUACUGUUCAAUCCACAUGCCUGUUUUGUUUGUAACUUUCUAAGGGAAGUUGAUUCAGUCAGAGAUUAUUUUGACAUCCACAGCAGAUUUUUUUUAAACUUUUAAACAAUGAAUAGAACAAGAUUCUAGAACAACAGUGAAUAGAACAUCUGCAUAGAAAGUGAAAUAAGCUAACAAACAGGUAAAUUCAUGAGAUUUAAAGGCCCAGUACUGAGCCAUGGGGCACACCAGACUUAACUAGACCAAGUUUAAACCAAAAUCUACCAAGAAAGACAAAGUGACAAUGAUCAGAGCUGCUAAACAAUUUUAGAGCAAAGAAAUUAUAAUGCUGGCAAUUUAUGAUGGAACUGUGAAUCAACAUACAGGCCAGUUCAAGAACAUGUAAUCAGAUUGAAGUGAUUCAAAGUACACAUGUACAGCUUGCUUUCAAAUAUGCAUACAACAAUUUCCUCACAUUGUGCUUUGAUAGUAGGUGGAUCUAGUGGCUUGAGUCAAGCUUUGUGAAUUUAUACCUAUAAUAUAUAGUGUAUAUUAUAAGCUUUCAGUAGUUACAGAGAUGGAAACUUGAGUUGCAAAUUAAAAUUAGACAUGUUUUAACAUGUUAAUUCUGUGCAAUCAAUUAUAUAAAUAAAAGCACAAUUAGUCAAAGGUGGGGUAUGUGAUUUGCAAAACGGCCGGCAGAUUUUGAAAAUACACAACUCAUAAAGUCCUACCUUCUCUCCUCCAACGCUGGCCCUGACUCCACCCAUUCGAAAAACAUGGACGCGCAAUCAUGCACGAGCGAAAACUCAGAUGCGCGAGAGCGAGCCAGGCUAGCAUAGGUUGGAGUUUCUGCAUGACGUCACCAUUUACCUGCUAAGACCGUCAACAUGGCACAACAUUCAGCGUUAAGUUGCACCAGAUAUUAUUAACAUUCAACAGUCACAUAAAUCAUUAGUAUUGUUAGAAAAUUGAUGUUUUUGAAAUGUAAAUAUAUAUUGUAUAAAUAUAAAAUAUAUAAAAAUAUAUUGGACGUCCUGGUUGUCACCGAAGUUUAUGGCUAAAUAUAGGGCUGACCGAUAUAACGUUAUCAGAUGAGAUUGUUAUGCGCAUCUCGUCAGUAAAGCACAUAACAUAAAGUGCAUUCAUUGAUUAGUAAAUCGCCAUCAGCUGCUUUCAGAUGGAGCGGCGUAUACUACACAGAGCCGUAGUUCACUAACAAGCUGGGCCGUGAUAAUGAAGGGUAAAUUGCCCAGCUUG
Molecule: messenger RNA, 4443 nt
Organism: Xyrauchen texanus (razorback sucker)
Lineage: Eukaryota; Metazoa; Chordata; Actinopteri; Cypriniformes; Catostomidae
Product: zinc transporter 1-like
Exons: 2
Coding region: 319-1794 (491 amino acids)
Biological process (GO): detoxification of zinc ion; intracellular zinc ion homeostasis; zinc ion transmembrane transport
Cellular component (GO): endoplasmic reticulum; membrane; Golgi apparatus
Molecular function (GO): zinc ion transmembrane transporter activity; calcium channel inhibitor activity
Source: RefSeq, a predicted model, not a curated record